UUCAAAAUAUCACUGAUUUAGAACUUUGAGAGACGUGAUAAAGUCCUUCACCCAGCCACAAGAGACACAAAAGACGCGAAGAUCGCUGGCACAUCCUUUCCGUUUAAGAGUUUUCUCUUGCAAAAUCAAACUGCAUUCAAAGCACUCCUUACACGGCAAAAUUCUGAAUACAGAGUCCAAUAUUUCCAUGUCGACUAAACGAAAGCCUGUAAUGAAUGGAUCUGUACUUGGUGCUUUACGAUUAGACGAUUCGGACAGCUUGCGGAGCGAAAUUUUACGAGCAGAGGCAGAGUUUACGGUGUCUGUGUCUGCAGUCGAAGGAAUUCCAUCACCUUCGCUUACGCGCAUCAAAGUUCAGUUGGGUAAUCUCGCUCGUUCCAGUUCUAACUCGGUUAGAGAGAGGAAGAAUACAUGAUCGAGCUGAUUCCUCUACGGGAAAUGGACGAGACGAGUAGCGACAUGGAAGAAACUAACGAUCAAACACCUUAUUUUGAUAAAGAAACCGAGCAAGAAGCCUUGGUUAGACAUUCAGAUGUGACAAUGAAACAAAGAACUCCGCCAUACGUGUAUUUCCUGACAGUGUUUGCGGCAAUCGGGGGAUUUCUGUUUGGGUAUGACACCGGCGUUGUUUCGGGAGCAAUGAUCCUCAUAAAACAAGAAUUCCAUUUGUCCUCUUUUUGGCAAGAACUCAUUGUUAGUGCAACAAUCGGCACGGCUAUAUUGGGUUCUCUCUUUGGAGGUUUUUUGAAUCAAAGGUUCGGGAGAAAACCUAUGCUCAUUGUCUCUGGGCUGGUGUUUACUGUUGGGGCUGUUGUAAUGGGUGUCGCUCAUUCAAGGGAAGUUCUUCUCAUUGGAAGGCUCAUUGUCGGCUUGGGAAUAGGGGGAGCAUCAGUCACAGUCCCUGUAUAUAUUGCUGAAACAGCUCCAUCAAACAUAAGAGGUCGCCUUGUCACUGUCAACAAUCUUUUUAUCACUGGGGGCCAGUUUAUUGCCUCUGUGGUUGAUGGUAUUUUCAGCCCUUACAAAAGAACAGGAUGGAGAUUUAUGCUUGGUUUAGCAGCAAUACCAUCCAUUGUUAUGUUCUUUGGAUGUCUGAUGCUGCCAGAAAGUCCCCGCUGGCUUCUAAGCAGAGGGUUCUCUCAGGAGGCUAAGAAAGUUUUGGUCAAACUGAGAGGCACAGACAAUGUGAAGGAUGAAUUUUUAGCGAUGCAAACUGUAUGUGAAGAAGAAGAAUCCCUUCGCAAAACUAAAUCAUUUUCCUUCAGUAAAAGCACAACAUUUCAGAUGGUGGCAACCAAAAGUACAAGGAAAGCUCUCCUGGUCGGCUGUAUGUUGCAGGCGAUACAACAAUUGUCAGGGAUCAAUACUGUUAUGUACUACAGUGCAACGAUUAUACAGAUGUCUGGUAUACAGGGAGACCAGUUGGCCAUCUGGUUGGCUGCGGUGGUCGCAUUCGGUAAUUUCGCUUUCACCAUAAUUGGAGUGUUUCUUGUAGAGAAGUUGGGACGUCGUAAACUAUUACUCGGGAGUCUUGCGGGGGUCACUCUUAGCUUGUUUCUACUGGGUGGGGCAUUUUACAUGGCGAAGCAACACGAUGCUGCGAUCACAUUUCACGAGAAAACGCUGUCCGACCUAAACAGCAACAAAUGUCCCGCGACUGGGUACUGCUUGGAUUGUCUCAAAGAAAAAUGUGGAUUUUGUUAUGUUAAAGACUCUACCAGCAAUCCUAUAAAUGGUUCUUGUGUUCCAAUCAAUGUAUCUUCUAGUGAUAACACGGCUGCAUUUGGUAGAUGCAGUCGCAAGGAUCAUUCAGUAACAUGGUCGUACCAAGCUUGUCCAUAUAAGUAUGCCUGGUUAGCAAUUGUAGCUCUUGUUUUAUAUAUCGCUGCGUUCGCUCCGGGGAUGGGGCCAAUGCCAUGGACGAUAAAUUCCGAGAUCUACCCCCUGUGGGUCCGUAGCACAGGAAAUGCGUUUGCUACAGCAACGAACUGGACAUGUAACUUGGUGAUUUCCAUGACUUUUCUCUCUCUGACUGAGUGGAUUACGCGUUACGGUGCAUUCUGGCUGUACGGGGGAAUUUCAGUUUUUGGCUGGUUGUUUUUCUUUGUUUAUCUUCCUGAAACGAAAACGAAAUCGUUAGAGGAACUGCAACAUUUAUUUUCAUAGUAUACAAUAACAGUUUUGAAUUUUGAUAAUUUAAUUUUUUGUUGGAACGUUAAAAUGGUCUAUGUGAUGGAACGAUUCCUUAUGCUGUACCCCAAAUAUUGUGGGAUGCGCCAUGUAUCUUUUCCAGCCGCUUUCUUAUUUUAUCACUGUCUUAAGUUUGUAAAGGCUAUCGUUGUUUCAAUUGCUACCCUCGCAGGAGCAAGAUCAAAAUAAGUCUGCUCACAUUUCUUUUAGUAAUCAUAUUGUUACGUUGACAAGAUCUAUGUUUCAUAAGUGGCCUUGAUAUGUGUGUUGUACCCUAGCUACUAUUAGUUUACAUAAGCCUUUUUUAUUGUUUUUCCUUGAGUUCAAACCAUACAACCACAGCUACAACUUGGCAACAAUCACAAGUACAUCCUAUUUCUACUUUUCAUUCUGUUUCUAAUUAGCAUUUUUCCAAUAAGUAUUCUGAUUGUUUUUACGUGGUUUUUCUGAAAUUUACUCAAUGUGGGUUCGAGUGUUAUCAAGCUCCUGGGGUUAACUUGCCCUUAUGCUAAUGUAAACUGGGCUUCGAUCCUGGAAAGUCAUAAUAUGAAAGUAAUAAUUAAAAGGUGAGAUUGUCACGAAAGUUUCUAGUCACUGCUGGUGUCCUAGCGGAUAUGGACCCCACUAGAUUUGGACCCCCCGAUCCAAAUCCGCUAGCGGAUAUGGACCUCCCUCCGCAGAUUUGGACCCCCCAACAGAACUGAGUGAAAACAUCAUCCUUAACGUUCUCGUAGAAAUAGAUAAUACUUUACGUUUCAGUGCGUAUUAAAGUCUGUUUUUAACUCAAGAUAUGCGUAUCGCCGAUGCAUACGAACUGGCAGC
Messenger RNA from Pocillopora verrucosa, 3012 nucleotides. Its product is annotated as proton myo-inositol cotransporter-like. Gene Ontology annotation, biological process: myo-inositol transport; transmembrane transport. Gene Ontology annotation, molecular function: myo-inositol:proton symporter activity. Lineage: Eukaryota; Metazoa; Cnidaria; Anthozoa; Scleractinia; Pocilloporidae. The record is from RefSeq and is a predicted model, not a curated record. Gene Ontology annotation, cellular component: apical plasma membrane.